Molecule: messenger RNA, 2401 nt
Organism: Trichosurus vulpecula (common brushtail)
Lineage: Eukaryota; Metazoa; Chordata; Mammalia; Diprotodontia; Phalangeridae
Gene: FBXL19
Product: F-box and leucine rich repeat protein 19
Exons: 11
Coding region: 300-2189 (629 amino acids)
Biological process (GO): regulation of transcription by RNA polymerase II; protein demethylation
Molecular function (GO): transcription coregulator activity; protein binding; histone demethylase activity
Source: RefSeq, a predicted model, not a curated record
UCCCCCCAAACCAGGGACUCUCCUGGAAACCUAGCACGAAAACCAGUGGGAGGGCCUCUCCUCCAAGGGGAUCCACACCUGAGCACCCCAGUAGGUGCUUUCACCUAUCUCUACCCACUGCCCCAGCCUCCAGGGGAGGCUGUGCAGCCUCAGGGGGCCUGGACCCCGGAGUUGUGAGCACCCAGCGCCCUCCACCCCCUGUCCCCACUGCUGAUGGCCGACGACCCACCGGGAGCUUCCGAGAAGGGAGAGAUGGCUCCUGGGACACGUGUGAGCCCUCGGCGUUGCUGACGCCCCCAAUGUCGUCCAGCGGCCGGGGGCCGGGGGCCGGAGCGCGCAGACGCCGAACCCGCUGCCGGCGCUGCCGGGCCUGUGUUCGAACCGAGUGCGGGGACUGCCACUUCUGCCGGGAUAUGAAGAAGUUCGGGGGUCCCGGGCGAAUGAAGCAGUCCUGUCUGCUCCGCCAGUGUACUGCUCCCGUGCUGCCCCACACAGCUGUGUGUUUGCUGUGUGGAGAGGCUGGAAAGGAGGACACAGUGGAGGGAGAAGAGGAGAAAUUUGCUCUGAGCCUUAUGGAGUGUACAAUCUGCAAUGAGAUCGUCCACCCAGGCUGUCUCAAGAUGGGAAAGGCUGAGGGUGUCAUCAACACUGAGAUCCCAAACUGCUGGGAGUGUCCUCGGUGUACCCAGGAAGGCAGGACCAGCAAGGAUUCUGGGGAGGGGCCUGGACGCAGAAGAGCUGACAAUGGGGAGGAGGGGCCAGGGCUGGGAAGCGGCUGGAAGCUAACCGAGGAGCUCCCACCACCCCUCCCCCGACGAAAAGGCCCCCUGCCUCCAGGGGCUCCCUCAGAGGAUGGCCCUGGACCUCAUAAGCGGAAGGAGCGAGAGGUGGGGAAUGAACCCCCCACACCUAGGAAGAAGAUAAAAGGAGGAAGAGAGAAGCACCUGAAGAAGAAACCAAAGCCCCCUUCAGCAUCUCCCGAGGGUCCUGCAGCCCCAGCCCCUUCCCCACAGCGGGAAAAGCUGGAGCGUUUCAAGCGGAUGUGCCAGUUGCUCGAGCGGGUACCAGACACUUCAUCAUCUUCCUCAGACUCAGACUCGGAUUCAGACUCAUCAGCUACGUCCCUCAGUGAGGAUGAGGCCCCUGGGGAGGCCCGAAAUGGGCGACGGCCCCCCCGGGGCAACUCUGGGGAGAAGGAGAACAGGGGUGGCCGUCGGGCCUGGCGGCCUGGGAGUGGGGGCCCUCUGCUGAGCUGGCCCUUGGGUCCUGCACCCCCACCCCGCCCCCCACAGCUUGAGAGACAUGUGGUGAGGCCGCCACCACGAAGCCCAGAGCCUGAUACGUUGCCCUUGGUAGCGGGGCCUGACCACCCUCUACCACGGGCUGCCUGGCUUCGAGUCUUCCAGCACCUCGGGCCCAGAGAAUUGUGCAUCUGCAUGAGGGUCUGCCGGACCUGGAGCCGAUGGUGCUAUGACAAGCGUCUGUGGCCCCGGAUGGACCUGAGCCGAAGGAAGUCACUAACUCCACCAAUGCUGAGUGGUGUGGUUAGGCGGCAACCCCGGGCCCUGGACCUCAGCUGGACAGGAGUUUCCAAGAAGCAGCUCAUGUGGCUCCUGAACAGGCUACAAGGCUUGCAGGAGCUGGUGCUUUCAGGCUGCUCUUGGCUCUCAGUCUCAGCAUUGGGCUCAGCCCCAUUGCCUGCACUGCGGCUUUUGGACCUCCGUUGGAUUGAGGAUGUUAAGGACUCCCAGCUCAGGGAGCUACUGUUGCCUCCACCCGACACCAAACCAGGGCAAACGGAGAGCAGGGGACGGCUGCAGGGGGUGGCUGAGCUGCGCCUGGCUGGCCUGGAGCUGACAGAUGCCUCCCUCCGCCUUCUCCUACGCCAUGCUCCCCAGCUCAGUGCCCUUGACCUCAGCCACUGCGCCCAUGUUGGGGAUCCCAGUGUCCACCUCCUCACAGCCCCCACCUCCCCGCUCCGCGAGACCCUUGUUCACCUCAACCUAGCGGGUUGCCACCGCCUCACGGAUCACUGCCUCCCGCUCUUCCGCCGAUGCCCCAGACUUCGACGCCUGGACCUUCGCUCCUGUCGCCAACUCUCACCUGAAGCCUGUGCCAGGCUGGCAGCUGCAGGUCCCCCUGGUCCCUUCCGAUGCCCUGAGGAGAAGCUGCUGCUCAAGGACAGCUAGUGGGGUGCCCCCCAACUUCCCCCAGGACUUGCAAGCCCUUAUCUUGGGGCCCCUUUCCCCAUCUCCCCAAUCCAUCACCCAGGGGCUGGGUCUCUCUACCUUCUGACUUGAUUCUCCCAUACAGAGACUCAAGAACAACCCCCAACCCCCUGCACUGAUAUAUCCCUGGGGGUUAAUGUCUUCCCCUCCCAUGCCCCUGCCUACUUCAUUGU